Molecule: messenger RNA, 780 nt
Organism: Cucumis melo (muskmelon)
Lineage: Eukaryota; Viridiplantae; Streptophyta; Magnoliopsida; Cucurbitales; Cucurbitaceae
Exons: 1
Coding region: 136-462 (108 amino acids)
Source: RefSeq, a predicted model, not a curated record
CCAUUAACCACAAGGUCUCAGUAUAACGCGACUGAACAAUCCCUCUCUUUCGCUCUCGCUGGAUCGCCCGCACAGUCGCUGAAAUCGAAGGAUCAACCCGAAACGCCCUCGCCGACGCCGACAAGUGUCUGAAAUAUGCUCCGACACCGCUUUCUCUCUUCACUCCGCACCCGUGGUGGAGCCGCCGCCGGACGGAGCCGGUGGACCAGUCCCGGUCACGAGGAACGCCCCAAGGGCUAUCUUUUCAAUCGGACACCGCCUCCACCAGGUCAGUCCCGUAAAUGGGAGGAUUGGGAGCUUCCUUGUUAUGUUACUAGUUUUCUUACUAUUGUAAUUCUUGGCGUUGGCCUCAACGCCAAGCCUGAUCUCACAAUUGAGACUUGGGCUCACCAGAAAGCCCUUGAGCGCCUUGAGAUGGAGAAGCUGGGUAUAUCUGGCUCUGGAUCAUCUGAAUCUGAUUGAAUUUCGUGAUCCUUAUGCAUUUUGGGAACUGGGUUGUCUUAUUUUGAUUCCUCCGUUGAAAAGGGGUUUCGGAUAUAUGGUGGGUUUCAUGAGAUGGUGUCGAUAUCCUGUAGUUCAAUAAGUUUUCCUACAUGUUUUUCCUGGCUCCUGUGGAGCUUCAAUAACUGGUUUAUUUUUAAUCAUUAACUUCGGACAUAUUUGACGUAAAUGUCAAGUAUUUAAGAAUUUUUACUUUCUGCUAUGUUUCAAUUCAGCUUCCAAUGUGAAUUAUAUAUACGGAUUCUCUAGUAAUUUAGUUCUGCUGGAAGUCUUAUGACA